AUGAUGACAGAGGUUGCAGUGAUGAUUUGUACCUCCGGAGCCUGUGCCUUGAGCAGGCGCGGCUGCGCACCCCGGUCCGAGGGGUGGCCCUUAUACGCGUCAGGCAGGGGGUCCAAGGUGUCAAGGCGGGAGCUUGCCUGCUCUGCAAAGCUCUUCAUCCGCUGCCAUUGGACCGCCUCUAUGAUCGCGGGCGCUUUGGCAACUUCAACCCCGGGAUCCUCAUGGACCCCUUAUUACCGUGGAAGUGAUCAUGUGCAGCGAGCCACACCUUGGCCCUGGUCAUGCCGUGCCCGGGCACGGGGGGCUCGAUCUGCGCUGUAUCACCGUUUUGACUACCAGGCAAUUCCAGGAGUGGUGAGCACGUGGCGUGCACUGCUGGGGUCCCCUGCCGCUGUACUACUGGCCACAUCUGCAUGGUUCACGGUGGGCGUUGUGAAGGGCCGACACAGCAUAUCCUCCCACACACAUGAUGGUCUGGUCUGGAUUGACACUACUGCAAUUAGCAGUUUAAGGUCCUGGGUUCGAUUCCUGGGGAGACCCCCGAAUUAGUCGGGAGCGCGAGAUUAUGGCUAGCUGCUGAGAUGUGGAGUUGAGGUCACAGUUGAUGGACCAGAUUCGCACGCUGGAUUGGUGGCGAUUGCCGAACCCUCCGUCUCAUCGGGUGUUCGGGUGAAUGGAUGAGGAGGGGUCCCUGAAGGCUGGAUCCGCCGCCUUGGACUUACAGUUCGUAUGGCGAAGUACAGUGUGGUAGUGGUGGAUGGUGCUGUAAGGUGAUAAAUGAUCUAGAACUGACAAUGUGAUAAAGCGGCCCAGAAGCCUCCCACUCUGUAACAUUACAAAAUUACAUGA
Messenger RNA from Volvox carteri f. nagariensis, 849 nucleotides. RefSeq lists its product as uncharacterized. The record is from RefSeq and is a predicted model, not a curated record. The transcript is spliced from 7 exons. Bases 1 to 549 code for a protein of 182 amino acids. NCBI's taxonomy places the organism in Eukaryota, Viridiplantae, Chlorophyta, Chlorophyceae, Chlamydomonadales, Volvocaceae.